AUGUGUCCCCCAGUCAGCAUUCGCCAUAGGACCAGGGGCAUGCCCUACCUCUUUGUGGCCUGGCUAUACCACCUUGUCCAUGGAGACCAGAUGAAGAUCUGCUUUGCUUGCUUCAAGGAAGCUUUCCUGGUAGUUAGAAGAACGUUGGAGACGGGAGAUUGGGAAGAGGAAGUGUUGGAUAAUGAGUCUGUAGUACUUUCAGAGGACGGAUCUGAUCCAGAUGCAUGGCUGGGGUUGGAGCUCACUGAGUUCCAGAGCCAUGGGUAUUUGCCACAGAUGGAAACUGAGCAUGCGGGGCCUGGGUUCCCGGUAUCAGCCCCUGUAUGGCCGGUACCCGAGCCUGUGCCUACUGAGCUGCGGCCUGACGAAGCUGUACCCCUGGACGGAGGCCCCGAGAUUGAUGACUGGACCCAGGUGCUUCCCUUGAGAUUAGGCAUCUUCCGUUGCUGCCUCCACCGGCGCAUUAUUCCUCCUCUGUCCUGGUGUGAUGUUACCUAUUUCAACCCGUAUCCUGGGCAACCUGUAUUGUUGGAGUUGAGCCCCAUCUGGCCCAUGCAGUUGCUAGUAGAAAGCUUGUUGGUACACCUGAAGUUUGUCACUGUGUUAGGUGACUUCGAUGACGUCUGCUACUUGCUGUCAAUGCGUCCUUGUUGGGCUGUGAGGACCCAGGUCCAUCGCUGGCAGAUGUUGCUGGACCCUGGUGAGCUGAGGAAGGCCUAUCUACAGAAUGAACCUCAACAGCCGAACCUGUACCGCUGGAGGCUGAGUGUUUUGGAGUCCUCAGAGCUGGGGGUGGAGCUGGUGCCUGCGGACUGCAGCCUGCGGAAGGGAGGCUUCAAGGUGCACUCCUACCUGCCCUGGGACAGUGACACCCCAGAGGACUGGAGCACGGAUCCAGGGGAGAGGGUGUUUAUCAAAUAUGUUGAGUCUCAAAGGGACCUGAGCUAUAGCGUACGCCGUCACUUCAUUGAUAACUUCCUUUCCUGA
This is a messenger RNA of Arvicola amphibius (Eurasian water vole), 987 nucleotides long. Its product is annotated as testis-expressed protein 19.2-like. Gene Ontology annotation, cellular component: cytoplasm; nucleus. The coding region runs from base 1 to 987 and encodes 328 amino acids. Gene Ontology annotation, biological process: male gonad development; spermatogenesis; placenta development. The record is from RefSeq and is a predicted model, not a curated record. The transcript has a single exon. NCBI's taxonomy places the organism in Eukaryota, Metazoa, Chordata, Mammalia, Rodentia, Cricetidae.